GGGGGAGUCGAGGCAAAGCAGGCGCCCCGCACCUGGCAGCUCUGCCCUCCUCGGGAGGGCUGCCGCCGGCACCCGUCCGGAUUGGCAGGAGCCUGCGCCCUCCUCUUCCUCCCUUCCUUCUUUUCCCUCCUCCGCAGGGUGGGUUUCGGCCCUCCUCCUUCCUUGGGGAAAGGGGGAGUAGUUUGAAGAGAGAAAAAGAGAAAGGAAAUCCCAAGUCGCGUCCCCGACGUCUCCGGGCCUCGCGGCCGCCCCACAUUCCUGGCAUUCCUAAGCCGUGACUCCCCGCGCCGCCCCGGCCCCAGCCCUGCCCCGGCCCCGCCGCCUCCGGCUCGCCCGCCACUGGCCCCACUCGCCCCCGCGGGACACCAGUCCCCUCCCUCCUUCUCUUACGCUCAGCCUCCCUCCUGCCCGCACCCCGCGGGCGGCAGCCGGAGCUCAGGGCGCCCCGGCCCCCCCCAGCUCCCGGCCGCCCCGCCGAAGCUCCCCACGGUGGCCGGGCCGGGGCGGCGGGAGCGGGUCUGCCUCCCCACCAGCCUCCCCUCCUGCGGGAGCGCGUAACGCCGGAGCCGCCGCCGAGCAGGAAUCCCUUGAAGCUCUCCCUGGGAAUGGACAGCUACCUCUAUUUCUGGAGGAGAGUCGUGGCACUUGAAGAAGCCUUCAAGGCGAGUCGACAAGGGUGCUGAUAACUCUGGGAAGAGCACAGGGAAGGGGCUGCCUUCCAGGCCAGCAGCCAUGCCUUUCGGGCUGAAGCUGCGACGGACCAGGCGCUACAACGUCCUGAGCAAGAACUGCUUUGUGACAAGGAUCCGUCUGCUGGACAGCAAUGUGAUCGAGUGCACCCUCUCCGUGGAGAGCACGGGGCAGGAGUGCUUGGAAGCUGUUGCUCAGAGGCUGGAGUUACGUGAGACACACUACUUCGGCCUUUGGUUUCUUAGCAAGAGCCAGCAAGUCCGCUGGGUUGAACUGGAAAAACCUCUAAAGAAGCAGCUGGACAAAUUUGCCAAUGAGCCUUUGCUUUUCUUUGGGGUGAUGUUCUACGUGCCCAGUGUUUCCCGACUGCAGCAGGAGGUAACAAGAUACCAGUAUUACCUACAAGUGAAAAAGGAUGUUCUUGAUGGCCGGUUGCUUUCUUCAUUGGAGCAGGGAAUUCGACUAGCUGGUUUGGCAGUGCAAGCGGAUUUUGGAGACUAUGAUCAGUUUGAAUCUCACGACUUCCUCCGGGAAUACGUCUUGUUUCCUAUGGAUUGGACCCAGGAUGAAGCUGUCUUGGAGGAGUUGACUCAAAAGGUUGCUCAGGAGCACCGAACUCACAGUGGCAUUACAGCAGCAGAGGCUGAGCUUAUGUACAUCAGUGAAGUGGAACGCCUUGAUGGGUUUGGACAGGAAAUUUUCCCUGUGAAGGAUAAUCAUGGAAAUGACAUACACCUGGGUAUUUUCUUCAUGGGAAUCUUCAUAAAAAACAGAAUUGGAAGGACAACUGUGAUCUACAGGUGGAAUGACAUUGGGAAUAUAGCACAUAACAAGUCUUCCAUUGUUCUAGAGUUGAUCAACAAAGAAGAGAAUGUGCUCUUUCACACAGAUGAUCUUGAAAAUGCCAAAUAUAUUUCACGGCUGUUUGCAGCAAGACACAAGUUUUAUAAACAGAACAAAAUCUGCACAGAACAAUCAAGUUCUCCUCCCCCUAUCCGACGACGGCCCACUUGGAGUAGAUCAUCCUUGCCAAGACAACAUCCAUUUAUACUGCCUCCUAUGCAUGUCCAGUGUGGAGAACACUACACUGAAACACAUAAUUCACAAGAUAGCAUUUUCCAUGGAAAUGAAGAAACUUUCUACUGUAGGUCUCAGACCAGUUUGGAUAGGUGUCCAAUGGACUUCAGCUACUUGAAUGGUAAUAGACCCAAUGGGAGCGUAUGCAGUGCCCACAGCAUGAACUCUCUCAAUCGCUCACAGAACUUCAUCCAGGCAUCUCCAAUGUCCUCCAAUCUGAGCAUCCCUGGAAGUGACAUCAUGAGAGCAGACUAUAUCCCCAGCCACAGACAUAGUGCAAUCAUAGUACCAUCUUACCGGCCAACUCCAGACUAUGAAACCGUCAUGAGGCAAAUGAAGAGAGGGGUGAUCCAGAUGGAUAGCCAGAGUCAGUCUUUGAGGAAUCUCAAUAUUGGAAACACACAUGCUUAUAACCAGCCAGAAGACCUAGUUUACAGUCAGCCUGAGAUUCGAGAGAGGCAUCCUUACACAGUUACAUACGGACCCCAGAGCAGUGGCUAUAACAAGCCCGUCGCCCCGUCUGACCAAAUGAACCCUAGUAAUGCUGCUCAGAAUAAGACAGCAGCUAGUGCCAUAUCCCACACCGUCAGCACACCCGAGCUGGCUAACAUGCAGCUGCAGAGCAGCCAGAGCUACAACACCGCUCACAUGUUAAAGAACUAUCUCUUCAGACCCCCGCCUCCAUACCCACGUCCGCGUCCCGCCACGAGCACGCCAGACCUGGCAAGCCACCGGCACAAGUACGUCAGUGGCAGCAGUCCUGACCUGGUCACUCGCAAGGUCCAGCUCUCGGUUAAAACCUUCCAGGAGGACAGCUCGCCCGUCGUCCGUCAGUCACUGCAAGAGGUCAGCGAGCCCCUCCUGGCAGUGAAGCACCACGCGGCUGUGAACAAGCGCCACAGCUUGGAGGUCAUCAGCAACAUGGUACGUGGUAUAGAAGCCAUGGCACUGAAAACUCUAAACGCUCCUCUGCCGCGCAGGAACACCCUGCGGGAGCAAGUGCAGCCGGAGGAGUCGGUUCAGAUGGGGCACGAAGUUCAGCAAGUUCCUCACUAUCAUCACAAAAAGACGUUCUCUGAUGCCACCAUGCUGAUACACAGCAGUGAAAGCGAAGAGGAAGAAGAGACCUCAGAAUCCGUGUCGCAGAUUACAGCCCUCCAUAAGAACAUGGAGUACAGUGCUCAGCUGCAAGCUGCCCUGGCUAGAAUACCAAAUAAACCUCCUCCAGAGUAUCCUGGGCCUCGGAAAAGUGUCAGCAACGGGGCCCUGAGGCAGGACCCUGUUAGCAUUUCUGUGGCUGUAGCCAGGGCCAAGGCCAUGAGGCCAGGGCCUUCCAAAGCCAUCAGUGUGUCUCGAACUGAUCAAAUGGCAAUAAACGGAUCCUCGCUCGGGCCCUCUAUCUCAGAGCCUGACCUUACAAGUGUGAAGGAGCGGGUCAAGAAAGAACCUGUCAAGGAAAGACCUGUGUCUGAAAUGUUUUCUAUUGAGGACAGCAUUAUAGAAAGAGAAAUCAUGAUGAGGAAUCUAGAAAAGCAGAAGAUGGCAGGCCUGGAGGCCCAGAAGAGGCCCUUGAUGUUGGCAGCACUGAAUGGACUCUCAGUUGCUAGGGUUCCAGUGCCAGAGGACAGCCAGGAUGAAGUCACCAAGGUGCCAAUGGAUGAGAGGUGCAAAAUCCUGAAGAGGAAGUUGGAAGAGGGGAUGGUGUUUACAGAAUAUGAGCAGAUUCCAAAGAAAAAGGCAGAUGGGAUCUUCACCACUGCUGCCUUGCCUGAAAACACUGAGCGCAACCGCAUCAGGGAGGUCGUUCCUUAUGAGGAGAACAGAGUAGAGCUGGUGCCGACCAAAGAAAACAACACAGGCUACAUCAAUGCUUCACACAUAAAGGUUACUGUAGGUGGAGAGGAAUGGCACUACAUUGCUACCCAGGGGCCUCUGCCACACACAUGCCAUGACUUCUGGCAGAUGGUGUGGGAACAGGGGGUGAAUGUUAUAGCCAUGGUCACAGCUGAGGAGGAGGGAGGAAGAAGUAAGAGUCAUCGUUAUUGGCCCAAACUGGGCUCUAAGCACAGCUCAGCCACUUACGGGAAGUUCAAGGUGACAACCAAGUUCCGCACGGAUUCUGGCUGCUAUGCGACUACCGGUCUGAAAGUCAAGCAUCUUCUCUCUGGACAAGAGAGGACAGUGUGGCAUUUGCAGUACACUGACUGGCCAGACCAUGGGUGUCCAGAAGAAGUCCAGGGCUUUUUAUCUUACCUGGAGGAGAUCCAGUCGGUGCGGCGCCACACCAACAGCGUGCUGGACAGCAGCAACCCCUGCAACCCGCCCAUCGUGGUGCACUGCAGCGCUGGGGUGGGCAGGACCGGUGUGGUCAUCCUCACCGAGCUGAUGGUCGGCUGCUUGGAGCACAAUGAGAAGGUGGAUGUUCCCAUGAUGCUGAGACACCUGCGGGAGCAGAGGAUGUUCAUGAUCCAGACCAUAGCCCAGUACAAGUUUGUCUACCAAGUGCUCAUCCAGUUCCUGCAGAACUCCAGACUUAUUUAACCUUUCCAAACAUCCCAGACCCUGCUUUGUGGAUCUGACUGAACCUUACUGACGAACAAGAGGAACUGCCUUGACAACGCUGUGUGCAUGUAUUGCACUUCUUAAGGUUGUCUUGAAAGUAAGGAAUGCUUGUUCUUUACUAGCAUCUCCCAUGGAUUAUUUUAUACAAGAUAUAAUUUAUUUUUCUUGGAAUAACUUGUGAAUUACUUUAAUAACUUGUAAAACUUACAGUGACCUUCAAACUGAACCACAUUCGCAUAACUGGUCUGCAUUGUAACAUGUCCCUAAGGAAAGCAAUCCUUUGUAAAGGUAGUUUGCUGGCUUUUAUUUUGCUGCACGGCUUCUGAAAUGAGCAGUUAUUUGGAGGUGGGUUUUUUCUCAUGUAAGAACAUUCUGGACCCAGAUAUGCGGUGUCCAUGGUAUGAACAAGACCUGCUACAGCUACAGUUCUGUUUGAGUGGAAGCUGUGGGAACACAGUCCUGGAGCAUGGAGCCCUGAGCCGCUGCACUCACAGCAGUGCACGUUACAGAGGGCUCAAACACAGGACAUUGUGAGGGCAGAGUGUUUGGGUGCUAAACUGUUCAAAUUCCACAGGAAUUAAGGUUUUAGAUUAGGCCUUGAAAAAAAAAAGCAAUAUUGGAUCUUUUAAAUGAGGCCUUUGCUACUGUCUGCAGUCCUUGAAGGGGUUCAGAAGAGCUGAAGCACUGCAGGGUGAAGGGCAGUGACCUGGAGCAGACUGAGGUCAGUGGAUGGGUCUUUCUGGUAACUGUGGUGGGCUGUGGGUUAAACAGCAGAGGAAUUUCAACUCAGUGCUGCUGAAAAAAAACCUCAAACGGAGCACCUUCUUACGGAUUACACUGCCUUGAGGCUCACCUCCUGUAGAAAAGGAAUCUCAUUCAACUUAGGCAUCUCCAGUUGCUUUAGUUUUAUGUGUAAGCUACUGUCUUCAUCGUCAUCAUUUUACUUUCUAGUCAUUUGAACUCUGAAUCGUCAUUAUGGUCUUUCCUCCGUAUCUGAGAUCUCCAAACAGUGACCCUUGAGAGCUUUAGCUCAGAGUCUGCUGGAGUCUUCCCCAUCACUCUCUUGUGGUUUCUGAGCACAGGGAGCAGUCUGUCUUUUGGUGUUGGCCAACCUCACUUUGUUAGGGUAUUUACUGUAUUGAAUUGCACAGAUCAUCUGUCUUCUCUGUCUGGGUCACUUUGGAUUCUCCCUCCUAUUUAUUACUAUUUUAUCUAGGUAGUGUUCAAGGAUUCCAGUGAGGAUUCAGAGGAUGAUAUGUAUUUAUGUAUAAUAACAUAAAGGAGAAAUGGUCCUUGCCUGGAGUUUACAACCAGAAAAGCAAAGGGAAACAAACCUCAUCCACUGCAUAACUAGGGCACAGAUCCUUAACUGGCUUGCCCUAGGCCAACAGUGAAAUCUGUAACAGAGCUAGG
Messenger RNA from Pezoporus occidentalis (night parrot), 5742 nucleotides. It is a transcript of the gene PTPN14, whose product is annotated as protein tyrosine phosphatase non-receptor type 14. Gene Ontology annotation, biological process: lymphangiogenesis; protein dephosphorylation. The coding region runs from base 733 to 4308 and encodes 1191 amino acids. The transcript has 19 exons. NCBI's taxonomy places the organism in Eukaryota, Metazoa, Chordata, Aves, Psittaciformes, Psittacidae. The record is from RefSeq and is a predicted model, not a curated record. Gene Ontology annotation, cellular component: cytoskeleton. Gene Ontology annotation, molecular function: protein tyrosine phosphatase activity.